This is a messenger RNA of Cucurbita maxima (winter squash), 1898 nucleotides long. RefSeq lists its product as uncharacterized. The coding region runs from base 428 to 1576 and encodes 382 amino acids. The record is from RefSeq and is a predicted model, not a curated record. The transcript has 15 exons. Lineage: Eukaryota; Viridiplantae; Streptophyta; Magnoliopsida; Cucurbitales; Cucurbitaceae.
UCCGGUCUCGAUCACGCGGCAUGCAGAUUCGCGGGAGCCAUCAGAGAAACGCUGCGUAGAUUUACGAUUUCUCGAUGAAAUUCAAGGGGGAAGCUAAUUUUGUCACUCUAAUCAAACCAAUCCAAGAGUAAAACUGGUGAAUCAUCACUAACCCGCCGGCAGGUGCAAUCCUUUUCGCGAUUCACAUUUCCGCUUCGGGAGAACGAUUGCGAAGUUCGUCCUAGUACGUAUGGAUGAACCUGACCGACGGCAAUCCUCGUAACUCCACUCUCUUUCGUUUAAACUUCCAGUGCUUUUCGACUUUGUGUGGAUUGGAGUUUCACUGUCUUGGAAAUUCGUCUUUGCAUUUACAAGUCGCUUCAAGAAUUGAUCAUAAUCGCAGAGAUCGAAACUUUUAAGUUGGUAUACUUGAGAUUUCGUUUCAACUAUGGGAAGCGUCCACCGAGGAGGAACUAGAAAAACAAAUGACAGUGCAAUGAUUAUAUCCACAACGUUAGUGGGAGUGGUCUUUGGAUUUUUUCUGGGUGCUUCAUUUCCUACAGUGUCGCUAACGAAGAUUAACUUACCUUCAAGCCUUAUGUCAUCUCUUGAUAUAGCCAUUGACGUGCAAAGAUCCCCUAGAACCAAUUUAACUGAGACUCGUGGAUCACCCAAAACUCCCAAGAUAUAUGCGCCAACAAAUCCUCGUGGUGCAGAGGCAUUACCUCCUGGAAUUGUUGCAGCAGAAUCUGAUUUUUAUUUACGUCGAUUAUGGGGUGAACCCAGUGAGGAUCUAAAUAAAAAACCCAAGUACUUGGUUACAUUCACCGUGGGCCUUGAUCAGAGAAAAAAUAUUGAUGCAGCAGUGAAAAAGUUCUCUGAUGAUUUUACAAUUGUGCUUUUCCAUUAUGACGGUCGGACUACUGAGUGGGAUCAGUUUGAGUGGUCAAGGAAUGCAAUCCAUGUCAGUGUCAAGAAACAAACAAAAUGGUGGUACGCAAAAAGGUUCUUGCAUCCUGAUGUUGUAGCUGCAUAUGAUUAUAUUUUUAUAUGGGAUGAGGACCUUGGAGUUGAGCAUUUCAAUGCGGAGAAGUAUAUUGAGUUAGUGAAAAAACAUGGUUUGGAAAUAUCCCAACCUGGACUUGAGCCUAAUAAUGGACUGACAUGGCAAAUGACAAAGAGGAGAGGUGACAGAGAGGUUCAUAAGGAGACGGAAGAGAAAGCGGGCUGGUGUAGUGACCCUUACUUGCCUCCUUGUGCUGCGUUUGUAGAAAUUAUGGCUCCUGUUUUUUCUCGUGAAGCUUGGAGAUGUGUUUGGCAUAUGAUUCAGAAUGAUUUGGUACAUGGAUGGGGGCUCGACUUUGCUCUCAGAAGAUGUGUAGAGCCGGCACAUGAGAAAAUUGGCGUAGUUGAUUCGCAGUGGAUUAUUCAUCAAGUAAUCCCUUCUCUUGGGAAUCAGGGCUAUUCUGAGAACGGGAAGGCUCCAUGGCAAGGGGUGAGAGCAAGGUGCAGAACUGAAUGGGCUGAGUUUCAGUCUCGGCUUGUGAAUGCUGACAAAGCAUAUCUCGAUCAGAUUAAUAAGACAAAACAUUUAUAGAAGGGACCACCCUUCUGUUGGAGUUGUCACGGUGAUUAUGUACAUGUCCUCUUCUUACCUUGAGGGCUUAUUUGAUGGGUCCUUGAGCGAGAUAUCUCUCUGAUACAUUUGUUGUAGAAUUUUUCAUUUUGUUUACUGAUAGAAAUAAUUCAUAUAAAAGCGCAAUACACAGCCACAGUCGUUUUCCUGGUUUCAUUCUGUAUAGUGUGUCAUGUUGGGCUGAUAGGGCAGUAUACCAAAAGUAGACUUCAGAACGGGAGCCAAAAUACCUGAGUUGUUUUAGGAACGAAGUAAUAUGAAUAUGAUACAUCCCUUUUGAACU